CCAAUUUAACAACUGUAUUUUAUUAUUGAAAUGUUCGGUGGUGGGAAAAACAAGUCUACAUUAGAAACACUACCAUAAAACAGUUGUGGAAAUAUGUAUUUUCUACAAACGUGUAAAAUCAAAUAAUGUUUUUGAUAUUCUGCCAUACAACAUAGCUCAUACCAUACACGAGGGGGAUAGAUGACUGAGUUUAAUUUAACAGUUUGGUAUACAUUUAAAAAUGUUAUAUGUACAUAACUGACCUAAACGAAUGCAUUUAAAUACUGAGGAUCGUAAAAAUGUAUGAUGAAAUGGAUUGCGAUACAAUCAAUAUUGAUAUUAUUUUUCUCAUGGCCUACUACGAUGCGUAAUGUCGCGUGAAGUGUUUAUUUUCAAAAUAUGCCCAACUCGUGUCAUAAUCUUGCACAGAUUGGAACAUAUCAAACUGUGAGUACUCAGUUUAAGACUGCAGGCGUUAUAGAUUUCAAAGCGGAAAGCUGUUCAAUUUAUCAAGUAAGUGAACUUUUGCUAGCUAUCGUAGCUGAGGGUAGGGAUUAUUCUGUAUUAAACCUUUUUUAGUUAAAGCUAAAUCGAAAAAUCCACAUAGGCUACUGACAAAUGCAACAACAAAAAAAUACAGAAAAAUACAUGCUUAUGAUUGUCAAUUCAAAUUAUGUGACAUUGCUUUCCAUCGUACAGUAUAUUAAUUAUGUACAGCAACUCAUCGGAACAAUUCACCUCUGAGAAUGGCCGAGAUAAAGAAUGGUAUCUACAAAGGCUGCAUGUUUAAUAUAACCACAACAAAAUGUUGUCAUUUUAAGAUACCAUCCAUAGCACGGUUUGUAUUUUAUAUACUUUCAGUGGAUAUGCGUUUUAUAAAACACUCCUGAUGCUGAAUACCUCUCAAGGAAAAGGCAUGGAAUUGCAGAAAGCAUCGAGGAGAAUACAAAGCCAACAAUGGAUAACGCUUGGCAGAAAGUUAGAAAUAGUUCAGACGCUAACAGAGAAGCCAUCAACCCGUUUGUGCUUCCAAGGGAUUAUGAGAUUUUCAGAAAGAGGGAAACCGACUCUGUAAUCAAACAACAAGAAAACAUGUUCUUCAAUAGCCUGCCGGCUGAGAGGAAGAGCACCUACCUGUCCCGUCUCUGGUGUCGCUCCGCCCCCUUGAGGAGGGCAGUUGAGGACGACAUCCUGGAGACAGGAAAAUGCAAACGGAACAAAACCACAUCGGCCAGCGUGGUCAAAAAAGGUUGCAUUCCAAAGAGGGAGAAUAUCAGGACCUAUGUGGCUAAACACCAAGAAAUGUUUAUGCUGCAGUACUCCCUGGCAGUGAAGCGAGACACCAUGAAGAAGCUGGAGAAGGACACAGUGACAGAGCUUCAGAAGAUCAACAAGGCUGAGGAACAUCUGAAAAGGGACUCGGUCACCUUUGAGAAAUUCAUCAAGGAAAAUGACCAGAGCUCAGCAGAAGCUGUCAAAUUGGCAGAGAUGGAGACUAUGAAGAAACUUGAGAAAACCGCAGAAAUUAAAAAAGUAACAGCAGAAAUCAUGGCAAUGAAAAGUGAAAUGUCGAAGUAUCAAGAAAUCCUCAAAGACUCCCAGACAUUCAGAACGUUUUUGACGGCCGUUGCACCUGUUGAGUGGCGCGAGGAACAGAUUCGCAAGAAAGAGGAGAGGAAAGCCUCGAAACAAAAUAAAGAUGAAAAUCUUUUUUGUGUUCCUUCCUCAACCAAAGUUAUAAGAGAGGAACACAAAAAAUAUCCAGCCACUGAAAGAUGCAACUCGAGAGUCACUAAACAUCCACAGAUAAGACUUCAAAGCAAAAGUAAAACUGCAAUUAGUUCAGGACAUUUCCGUGUGGACUCCUACAGUGGGAAAGCAAACGGCGUCCUUAACUAUCUGGAAAAACAGUUGACCAACCAUGAUGUGGCGAAUUCAGCGGAGGCGUCCGACAGCGACCACGAGCCAGAGUUGUGUUUUUCAAGCCCACAGGAUCUGGUGAACCUUCUGACUGGACUGGAGGAACAGAAUCUGCGCUACAUCCAGAACUUCCAGGAGACGGAGGAGGCCAUGGAUGAGAUCUGCAAAACUGUCAAGCUUACUCAAGACAAAAUGAACAGAGAGACCCAGCACCUGGCUCAGCAGAUUGACAUUCUGAAAAACACCAUCCUCAGGGAAGAGGAGAAGAUCUCAGAACUGGAGCUCAAGUCCAGGAUUUUCUCCUACGGAGAGUACAGAGCAGAUAAACAGGAUACAAUGCUCAGCGUGUUACACAAGAAGGUCAAAGAGGUCUACAAGGCGUGUGUAAAUGAGGUGGACUCCUACACUAGCACUCUUCACAUGCUGGCCGGGAUAGAGAAAAAGAUGGAGGAGAUUACAGACCGACUAGAGUUUCUACCCCCUGGAAAGGUUGACGCCAUCCGCAGCCAAAGGGAGAAGGAGAUUAGGCUCAAGAUUCGUGAGGAGAACAUGCUGCUGACGAAACGCAACCAGGAGGAGAGGGUGAGACAGGCUCUGGAGAGGGCAACCUCCGACAGCAAGAGACAGACUGGCAGAAAGCUGAUGCCACGAUCAAUGCCGUCUGAAAUCAGGAAAGAGGACAAGAUGCAUAUUUUGACCACUAGAGCGCAGGAGGACGCCUUGCACUUCUUUGCCUGAUUAUAACCUGUAUGCAUUCAUAGAAAUUCAGUGAUAAUUAAAUGUUUUCACCUUUAUUUUGGUUAGCUUAAGUCA
Molecule: messenger RNA, 2712 nt
Organism: Esox lucius (northern pike)
Lineage: Eukaryota; Metazoa; Chordata; Actinopteri; Esociformes; Esocidae
Product: cilia- and flagella-associated protein 100
Exons: 15
Coding region: 937-2637 (566 amino acids)
Source: RefSeq, a predicted model, not a curated record